Messenger RNA from Hypomesus transpacificus, 4506 nucleotides. RefSeq names its product Gse1 coiled-coil protein b (gene gse1b). The record is from RefSeq and is a predicted model, not a curated record. Lineage: Eukaryota; Metazoa; Chordata; Actinopteri; Osmeriformes; Osmeridae. Bases 403 to 3567 code for a protein of 1054 amino acids. The transcript is spliced from 14 exons.
GUGUUUAUCUUUGAACGUCAACAUAAUCUCUUAGGUUUUCCAGUCUUCCCACAAAAUACUUUCUUAAUGGUCCACAUCCCUACACUGUUUUCUUCUUCUCUUCUCCUUCCCUCUCCUCCGUCGUUUUUGUCUGGGGCCAUAUCCCCAGGGGCUUGUCGGUACAGCAGGUGCUUGCCCCCCAACCCCCACCCAACCCUGCUCGUCUGAGGCCCCGCCUUUCGAUCGCACAGCGAAGCUACUCUUUCUCUCUCCGUAUCCCUGCCUUCAUCUGAUAUUAGUAGACCAUCCCUCUAUUAUGUACAAUUGUAAACAAUUACCGGAAUAGGGAACGGAACAAUGGAGAGGACGUAGUUUAACUCUGUAUUCAUCUAAAAUGUUCACCUCAUCUGUCGAUAACGCGGAAUGAUCUCCUCAGCUACUCGCACCACGGCAACGAUCAGCCCACUAGCCAACAGGAGUGCUGAUUUCCAGUCUGCUGGCUCAGGAUUUGCUGCUGCCCUCCAGAAACUACCCAAACAGACAGAACCCAAACAGACAGAACCCAGACAGACAGAACCCAGACAGACAGAACCCAGAGGUUCCUCUUCAGUCGUGUCUCCAGCUCCGGGCCCCAGCCCCCCUGGGUGUAGCCCCCUGUGGGGCUGUGUGGGGCUCCUCCAGGGCCAGCUCAAGGGCCACAUUGUCCCCAGGACCCCCCGGUGGGCCCUGUCUCCCUUUGCCUGUCCACCAGUGCCCCCUGGAGGACAGACAGACCGCAGAUCGUUGAGACCACCACCCUACACGAGGCGACUGCUCCCCCAGCCCUCUCCCCCCCUCCAGCCAGGACCCCUGCCAGCCCUCUCCCCCCGCCCCCUGACACCCUCCCUCUCUAUUACCCACAGCUUUCUCAUGCAGAACCUCCAUCUCCAGAACCUCAGCUCACCUGGGCAGAUGUCCUUAGGGGCCGUCGAAGAGGAAUAUCUGAGAAGACUCCACCCAUUCACUACAGACGACCUCCGGCUUGCCCCCCUAAACCACCUCCACCCUGCAGCUGCCUACUACCCCCCUGCCUACCUACCCUCCCCCCUCACCCUACACAGAAUGGAGGAGUCUUUGUGUCUUUCAGCGCUGCGGUCACAGUUCUACCAUGUGCCUCCAGGGGGAGCCCUCCCUCUCCUCCCCUCUGCUGGGCACCUGUCUGGGAGGCCCCACCCACUGGCUGGAAGAAUGCAGAUGGAGGAUGAGGUUUGCCUGCGAGAGAGGGAAUGCGAACGGAUGAAAGAGAGGGAGCGAGAGAGAGCGAGGGAGCUGGAUGAGGAGCGAGACAGAGAGCGAGAGAGGGAGCGAGACAGAGAGCGAGAGAGGGAGCGAGAGAGGGAGCGAGACAGAGAGCGAGAGAGGGAGCGAGACAGAGAGCGAGACAGAGAGCGGGAGAGGGACAGUCAGAAGCAGAGACAGGUGGAGAGACAGCAGGGGGAGAGACAGCAGGGGGAGAGACAGCAGGGGGAGAGACAGCAGGGGGAGAGAGCAGCAGAGAGGCUGUAUUGGGCGGAGCAGUGGACACGGAGGACUUCACCACAGACUCCUACCAGACUGGAUGAUGUUGUGGAGGCCCCAGUCAUCUGGCCAGCCCUCCAGUCCUCCAGGGGGGGUAUGCCUCCGCUCCUGCCCAGCCUGGUGCCCUCAUACCUGGGAAGGGGCCUUGUGGCUGGAGGGGUGCCUGGGACUCUGGCAGCUGGUGUGAUGUCUCGGGGAGCCAAUAAGGAGGGUCAGUGGUUGGCAUGGCAACGUAAGCCUGAGGAGGAAAGGGAGGGACGGCCAGAGCCAAGGUCACCUGGGAAGAGGGCGGAGCCUAGGUCACCUGGGAAGAGGGCGGAGCCAAGCAGAGACAGACAGAGGUCUGGAGAGACACACCCCAGUCUGGGAGCCCCGCCCCCACUGCUCUCCCCCAAACCCCCUGGUCUCCAGGCCCCUCCCCCCACCCUCUGGAGCCCUGCCUUCCUCACACAGACCCUCCCCGACUCCCGGUGUAAGUUCACCCCCCCCAACCGCCCCCCUCCGGGCCUGACCAGAGCUGAAGGAGUCCUGGGGAGGGGCAGUCUGCAGCCGUCUGCCUGGAGCAGAGCCCAGCACCAGGACGGGUCCUUGGAGGGCGUCUGCCCUCAGAGGCCCUGGAGCCUGCCCCUGUCCCCUAGAGCCUGCUCCCAUCUGGGGGUGCGCUGCCCAGCCACCUCCCCCUCGCCUCCCACAGAGCUCCAGGACGCAGAGCUGGUGUGGGAUGCGGCCCUGAGACAGCCCUGCCGGCUGAUCAGCACAAUGGACCUCCGAGAGAGGAGGAAGAGGGAGGCCAGUGAAGGAGGUUACUACUACGACCUGGAUUACUCAUGUGACGAGAGCGACGAGGAAGACGUCAAAGCCCACCUGAGGAGGGUGUCAGAGCAGCCCCCCCUCAAACUGGACACUUCCUCUGAGAAGGUGGACUUCCUGCGUGGGUGUGGCCUAACCACCCAGGCUCAUCGAAACCAACUUCUUCACCAGCAGAGGAGGAAGAGGAGGAGGAUGCUAAAGGAGCGCAGCCCCUCCCCCCAAGCCCGCCCCCUGGUCCUCCCACCCCCCCUCAUCACGCCCUACACCCCGGAGGAGAUGGACCGCUGUCCUGAGCUGGAGGACAAGAAGAAGUUCCUCAGCGGCCUCCAUCUCUCCCACAUCUCCCCAAAACAAAGAAGAGGUGCCCCAUCCCUCCCUCCCUCCCCUCCCCCCUACGUCCCCAAGCUCUCUGUGGACAUCCCCUCACCCCGACAUCCCCCACCCCUAGCCCGCCGUACUGAAGACACCAGGUUAGCCAAGUGUCCUCCAGCUAAGAUGCUCCAGGGUCUGCAGGACACUGUUGACUCCCCUGCCCAGCUUAAGAGGGCUGAAUGUGGGCAGAAGUGGCACGGUGGGUCCUGGGAAAGAUUCCCUCCGGAGGUCUUCGCUCAACACUUUCAACAGCUCAGUAGCAGAGGACUCUCCUCCCUACCUAAGCCAAAUCUGAAGUUGGAGCCUGUCAGUCCCCCUCCAUCACACACCAACAGCCACUCACGCACCAACUACGCACACACAAAUGGCCACUCACGCAAGUACCACACACACACCAAUGGCAACACCCACAGCCAACACCCAAACACAAACAGCUAUGUGCUUGCCCACCAUACACACACAAACAGCCUUCAGUUAAACACCCCAACCCUUCAUAAGCAAACAACAGGGGGGCAGAAUGAGUAUUCAGAGGAAGAGGAGGAGGAGGAAUCUGGAAGAUGGCAGGGUAUUGAAGCCAUCUUUGAAGCCUAUCACGAGUACAUGGAUGAGCAUGGUGUUGAGAGGCAGGUCCUCCUCAGUCAGUGCCGGAGGCUGGAGGCUGAGCAGGUGGCCCUGGGCAGGAGGGCCCAGCAGCUCUCUCUCACCAUGGGGGAGCUGAUUGGCCAGCAGCAGAGAGUGGGGGAGGAGAGGGGGAGGCUUCAGGCUCAGCUCCAGCACUUCAGGAACUGUCUGACCCUUCCCAACAUGCACUGGGGCAGGAGGCAAGCCAACGGGCAUACAUCUAGGUGACCCCCCGUCAUCCAGGUGACCCCCGUCAUCCAGGUGACCCCCAUCAUCCAGGUGACCCCCAUCAUCCAGGUGACCCCCGUCAUCCAGGUGACCCCCAUCAUCCAGGUGACCCCCAUCAUCCAGGUGACCCCCCGUCAUCCAGGUGACGGAUGGUGUCAGAAACCAGCACCUGCAGUGGUUAAGAUGCAGAUUAGUACUCAGCUACAGGUAUCAGUGGUUGGAGUGAAGUGAUGAGACUGAAUUCACGAAAAAUAAUGUUGCCAUUGUUUGUUAGUCAGUAAUAGACCUUUCUUUUUAUAUUAUUUAUUUUCUUAACAUUGUAUUCAAAAGCCAUACCAUGGACAUCUUUUGAUUGAUUUGGGACUGGUCAAACUAAAAUGGGUAAAGAUAUUCAAAUGUACAGUAAAUUUAUUUGGACUGUUUUCAAUAAAGGUUUUUGGUUAAGUUAAAAUGCACUAGUGAUGUGGGCUAUAGGGUGACGAGACUUGAUGUUAAACAUUUUUAACAUCAAGAUUUUAAACAUUUUUACAUUAUCUAUUUAUUAAAUGUGCAGUAUACAAUACUAAUGAUUUAUUUAAUAAAAUUAUUUCUGUAAUUUCUUGAUAGAUUAAAUAAAUGGGAAAAAUAUAGCAUCCUUUCUUUCUUUAAUUUAAGUGAAUGCUUGAAUUUCCAAGGCAGCUGUGCCAGACUGAGAGUGACCUCUACUGGCCACGUUGGAAAUUACUGUCAUGAAGUUCCCAAAGAUGAAGCGCCAAAUUCUCCAAUUCUGUGUACAAAGUCAAUCAAAAACAUCACAAUCUGCUGAUUGUGUGUUCAUUGAAAUGGCAAUGAGGUAAGUGUGUAAGGAAUUUUCAUAUCGACAAACAGGAAUUUGUCACCAACUGUAAAGAUUGAAUGUUGGGUGUAAUUGGCUCCAAUACCACACUAUAAUUACUAUAA